Rhipicephalus sanguineus (brown dog tick) is the source of this 1048-nucleotide messenger RNA. RefSeq names its product L-serine dehydratase/L-threonine deaminase-like. NCBI's taxonomy places the organism in Eukaryota, Metazoa, Arthropoda, Arachnida, Ixodida, Ixodidae. The record is from RefSeq and is a predicted model, not a curated record. Gene Ontology annotation, biological process: L-threonine catabolic process; L-serine catabolic process. Bases 2 to 1048 code for a protein of 348 amino acids. Gene Ontology annotation, molecular function: pyridoxal phosphate binding; threonine deaminase activity; L-serine ammonia-lyase activity. The transcript has 6 exons.
GAUGGAGUCUGCAAAAUCCGUGGCGAGUGAGCGAUCUUCAAAGGUUGAUUUGUCACGACCAUUGCAUGUGCGUACGCCGCUACUCGAAAGCCUUCCGCUGUCGCAGAUCUACGGGCAGCGAGUCUACAUCAAGAUGGACAACGUUCAGCCAUCUGGAUCCUUUAAAAUCAGAGGAAUGGGCGUCCUCUGCCAGGACGCUAAGCGGCAAGGUGCCUCCAAGGUGGUCAUCGCGUCGGGCGGUAAUGCCGGCAUGGCGGUGGCGUAUGGCGCGCGUCAGCUGGGAAUGGAGUGCGUGGUGGUGAUCUCCGACAACGUUCCACAUCGCAUGGUCGACAAGCUGAAGCUCGAAGGGGCGCGCGUCGAGGUACGAGGCAACAGCUGGGACGAUGCCGACGUGCGAGCCAGGGAAAUCGUCGCACAAGAAGGCGGAUACUAUUGCCACCCUUUCGACAAUCCGCUGAUAUGGACGGGCAACGCGACCAUGGUGGCGGAGAUGAAGGAGGAUCUGGGUGAUCGCGUUCCCGCAGCGAUCGUCGCCUCUGUCGGUGGCGGCGGCCUGGUCUGCGGCCUGUCGGAAGGCAUGAAGGUGGCCGGGUGGGCAGACGUGCCCAUCGUCGCCGUCGAGACGCGAGGCGCCGACUCCUUCCGCGCUUCACUGCGCGCCGGCAACCAGGUUACGUUGCCGAAGAUCACCAGCAUCGCAGCAGCACUGGCCGUACGCAAGGUGUGCACGCGGAUCCUGGAGCUGUACCGGGAGCGCAGCAUUUUCUCCAUGGUGCUCUCCGACCGUCUUGCCGUUGACGCGUGCAACCGAUUCGCCGAUGACCACCGCGCCCUGGUGGAACCGGCGUGCGGCGCCUCGCUCGCCGCAGUGUACUCGAAUCGGGUGACAGAGAUGCGCCGUCAGAAGAAGCUUGAUCCGUCGCGACCCCUGGUGGUUAUUGUGUGCGGCGGCAGCGCUGCCUCCCGGCAGCAGCUCGAAGAGUGGACAAAGACUGUUUCCUCCACUGGCACUGUCAGUCCACUCGAUCACUCGGGCAUCGACUGA